Saccostrea cuccullata (small rock oyster) is the source of this 1238-nucleotide messenger RNA. Its product is annotated as ubiquitin-conjugating enzyme E2 C-like. The transcript is spliced from 4 exons. The record is from RefSeq and is a predicted model, not a curated record. NCBI's taxonomy places the organism in Eukaryota, Metazoa, Mollusca, Bivalvia, Ostreida, Ostreidae. Bases 88 to 657 code for a protein of 189 amino acids.
UUUCAUUGGUUGUCUACAUUUGACACAAAUUUUAAACCGAAGGCAAGUCAGGACAUCUUUCUCGAGAAACAUUUUAUUCAUGCUGAAAUGGCUACACAGAAUACAAAUCCUUCUGUCUCAACAACCUCAAGAAAUAAAGAUGUUUCUAGCAGUUCAGGACAAGCACGAGACAACCACUCGGUCAGCAAACGGUUUGUAUUCGUGUUAUUUUUCUUACCGUCUUCAUCUUUUCUGGACACUUUAUCAACAAAAGGAGAUCCAGGUGUUUCAGCUUUUCCAGAUGGAGACAAUUUGUUCAAAUGGAUUGCUACACUGACAGGGCCAUCAGGAACGGUUUAUGAAGGACUAACCUACAAACUGACAUUGGAAUUUCCCAGUAGCUACCCCUACCAGGCCCCUACAGUGAAGUUUGACACCCCCUGCUAUCACCCCAAUGUUGACCAGAGUGGCAAUAUCUGCCUGGACAUUCUCAAAGAGAAAUGGUCAGCACUCUACGAUGUCCGAACAAUACUUCUGUCCAUCCAGAGCCUUUUAGGAGAGCCGAACAAUGACAGCCCUCUCAAUGCUGAUGCCGCUGCGCUGUGGCAAAACCAAGAAACCUACAAGUCUGUCCUCCUGGAGAAAUACGACAAAGACGUCCGCAGUAAACAGUCUUAAUUAGACGGACCACAGAGAUUUUCAGUGCAAUAUACACAUACAGCGUGUCAAGAGACAUGCUUAAGUUCAGAAAAAGUUCUCGUGUUUUUUAUAUCACACAAACAUUUAUGUGUCAGAGUAUCUCUACUUUUCUAAUGGAUGAGAAGAUAUUUUGUAGAAGUAGUAAACCAUUUUAUGAUGACAAUAUUUAGAUUUUAAUACUGUACUUUAAUAACAGAAGAAUGAAAAUCAAGUGUACAUUUAAUUCAUUUGUGUCAGUGUGGGUGUUUUGUACAGAUGUGUUUGAGGAAUGUACAUGUUGUAUGAAUGAAGAGUAUUUAUUUUAUAUUAACUACAGUCUUUAAUUCUAUUUCUUACAUUCCUUCUUGCUAUCCCUCUCUGACACUAAAAACUUGACAUAUAACCAUGCUUGGCACUAAGAAGAGUAAGGUCAUGGGAUAAUUCUGCUUGUAUUGAAAUACAAAUGUUGGUUAAUGUGAAUUGGUUCUUUGAGCAUACGUCAAGCAAGUGUUUCUUCCCUUUUGAGAAAGAAUUGUAAAACUUAAGUACAGUGUACAUUUGAAUAAAAUCAGAUAUUUUAA